AUGGUGAACAGACACAGUUACAAGUGUGAACUAGGACGUCAUCUGCAGAGUUUGGCUGAAUUGGAAGUGUUGUGUACUCAUCUGUACAUAGGGACUGAUCUUACACAAAGAAUAGAGGCUGAGAAAGCACUCUUGGAACUUAUUGACAGCCCGGAAUGUCUCAACAAGUGUCAACUUUUAUUAGAACAAGGAACAACAUCCUACGCUCAGCUACUUGCAGCAACAUGUCUUUCAAAACUUGUCAGCCGAGUCAGUCCUUUACCUAUUGAACAGAGGAUAGAUAUCAGAAACUACAUUCUCAAUUAUGUGGCAUCACAGCCCAAGCUGGUUCCCUUUGUCAUCCAAGCUCUUAUUCAAGUCAUUGCUAAAAUCACUAAGUUGGGGUGGUUUGAGAUUCAGAAAGACCAGUUUGUCUUCAGAGAAAUUAUUGCUGAUGUGAAGAAGUUUCUUCAGGGUACUGUGGAACACUGCAUAAUAGGAGUAAUACUCCUUUCUGAAUUGACUCAGGAAAUGAACCUGGUUGAUUAUUCUAGACCUUCAGCAAAACACAGGAAAAUAGCUACCUCAUUUCGUGACACUUCUCUCAAAGACGUUUUAGUGCUAGCAUGCUCUCUUCUAAAAGAGGUGUUGGCCAAACCUUUAAAUCUUCAGGAUCAAUGUCAACAAAAUCUGGUAAUGCAGGUCUUGAAACUGGUCCUCAACUGCCUUAAUUUUGACUUCAUUGGUAGUUCAGCAGAUGAAUCUGCAGAUGAUCUUUGCACAGUGCAGAUUCCAACAACCUGGAGAACAAUUUUCCUGGAACCAGAAACAUUGGAUCUUUUCUUCAAUUUGUAUCAUUCACUUCCACCUCUACUGUCUCAGUUAGCACUUUCAUGUUUAGUUCAGUUUGCUUCUACAAGAAGGUCCUUAUUUAGCAGUCCUGAACGUGCCAAGUACCUUGGUAAUUUAAUUAAGGGAGUAAAAAGGAUACUUGAAAACCCUCAGGGUUUGUCUGAUCCAGGUAAUUAUCAUGAAUUUUGUCGAUUUUUGGCUCGUUUAAAAACAAAUUAUCAGCUGGGAGAAUUAGUUAUGGUGAAAGAAUAUCCUGAAGUUAUUAGAUUGAUCGCUAAUUUUACCAUUACUAGCCUACAGCAUUGGGAAUUUGCUCCCAACAGUGUUCAUUAUUUAUUAACUCUGUGGCAAAGGAUGGUAGCAUCAGUUCCUUUUGUGAAAUCAACUGAACCCCACUUAUUAGACACUUAUGCACCGGAAAUCACAAAGGCCUUUAUCACUUCUCGGUUGGAAUCUGUUGCCGUAGUUGUGAGAGAUCAUUUAGAUGAUCCACUGGAUGAUACCGCUACUGUGUUUCAGCAGCUGGAGCAGUUGUGCACCGUUAGCAGAUGUGAAUAUGAAAAGACAUGCACUCUUCUUGUACAGUUAUUUGACCAGAAUGCACAGAAUUACCAAAAACUUUUGCAUUCAACUUCUAGGAUAACUGUGGACAUGGCAAUUCAGGAAGGACGUCUUGCAUGGCUGGUGUACUUAGUUGGGACAGUUGUAGGAGGAAGAUUAACAUAUACCAGUACAGAUGAACAUGAUGCUAUGGAUGGAGAAUUAUCUUGUCGAGUUUUUCAGCUUAUAUCUUUAAUGGAUACUGGAUUGUCUCAGUGUUCUAAUGAGAAAAUAGAGCUUGCAAUUCUGUGGUUCUUGGAUCAGUUUCGUAAAACAUAUGUUGGUGAUCAACUGCAAAGAACCUCAAAG
Molecule: messenger RNA, 1740 nt
Organism: Galeopterus variegatus (Sunda flying lemur)
Lineage: Eukaryota; Metazoa; Chordata; Mammalia; Dermoptera; Cynocephalidae
Product: ran-binding protein 17
Exons: 14
Biological process (GO): protein export from nucleus
Cellular component (GO): cytoplasm; nuclear pore
Molecular function (GO): small GTPase binding; nuclear export signal receptor activity
Source: RefSeq, a predicted model, not a curated record